This is a messenger RNA of Magallana angulata, 2731 nucleotides long. RefSeq names its product sodium/glucose cotransporter 4-like. The transcript is spliced from 14 exons. Gene Ontology annotation, molecular function: D-glucose:sodium symporter activity. Gene Ontology annotation, cellular component: plasma membrane. NCBI's taxonomy places the organism in Eukaryota, Metazoa, Mollusca, Bivalvia, Ostreida, Ostreidae. Bases 137 to 2110 code for a protein of 657 amino acids. Gene Ontology annotation, biological process: transmembrane transport. The record is from RefSeq and is a predicted model, not a curated record.
UAUGUCUAGAAUUUCACAAAAGACAGUAGACGGCUAGCAAGACUAAAUACGUACCGAAUUUUAAAAGACAAGUUACAGCUUGACGUGUGGUUAAUAAUGAAACUAGAAAAUUUAACGUAAACUAUCAAUCCGAAAAAUGGCAGAAAACUUAUUCUUGGAGGAUUAUAUUACUCUUGGUGUAUACUUUUGCAUUGUGCUGGCCGUCGGAUUAUGGUCAACGUUCAGACCCAACAAAGGUAAUGCCAAGGGAUACUUUCUUGCGGGAAAGACCAUGCAUUGGAUUCCGAUCGGUGCCUCAAUAUAUGCAAGUAACAUAGGAGCCCCUAUGUUCAUUGGAUUGGCUGGUUCGGCCGCAGGAUCUGGAAUAGCUGUCACCAUAUAUGAAUGGCAUGCGGUGUUUUUCCUCAUUUUACUGGGUUGGGUUUUUCUUCCCGUGUAUGUUUCAUGCGGGGCCUACACCAUACCUGAAUGGGUAAAGAAGCGAUUUGGAGGACGUCGACUGCGCAUGUAUGUGUCAUUCCUCGCUCUCCUUGGCUACAUCCUCUGCAAUAUUUCGGGUGAAAUCUAUACAGGAGCAAUCUUCCUUCAACAAAUGCUGGAAUGGAAUAUCUACUUAUGUGUCAGCAUAAUACUUGGAGUCACCGCUGUAUAUACCACAGUCGGUGGUUUGGCCUCUGUCAUCUACACAGACACCCUGCAAACCGUGAUACUCAUCAUUGGUGCAACCGUACUCUUCUUCAUGUCGAUAAUUGAAGUAGGAGGAUACGCUGCCAUGGAAACAAAAUUUAUGAAUGCCAUGUCAAAUGAGACCAGGUACAAUCGCUCUUACUAUUCCUGUGGGGUGCCUCCAGCAGACUCGUUCCACAUUUUCAGAGAUGCUGUAACGGGGGAUAUCCCCUGGCCUGGGGCUUUACUUGGGCUCUCUACCUUAGGCCUUUACGGAUGGGGUCAAGAUCAGAUAAUCGUUCAGCGAACACUGUCUGCCCGAAAUAUGGUACACGCUAAAGCAGGGACGCUGCUGGGAGCUGUGCUGAAAUUGACGGGAUUUCUGUUGUUUGUAAUUCCCGGGAUGAUCAGUCGUAUUCUCUAUACAGAGGAGGUGGCAUGUUCUGAUCCAGAUAAAUGCAUGGCGUUCUGCAACAACAAAAGUGGAUGUACCAACAUAGCUUAUCCGCUCAUGGUUCUACGUUUACUGCCAAAAGGCUUCCGUGGUCUGAUGUUGGCUGCUUUGUUGGCUGCACUGAUGAGUACCCUUACCUCCAUCUUGAAUAGUGCGAGCUCCAUCAUGACCCUGGACAUCUGGCACCAGUUCCGCAAAAAAGCUUCUCAGUCGGAGCUGAUGAUCGUGGGACGAGUUACUGUUCUUGUCCUUAUAGCCCUCAGUAUACUGUGGCUGCCCAUUCUACAGCAGACACAGGGUGGACGGUUCUGGUUUUACGUGCAGUCUGUGAGGUCCUACCUUAUACCUCCACUUUGUAUGAUGUUUCUUUUAGGGUUAUUUUGGAAGCGAACAACGGAACAGGGCGUGUUUUGGGGACUGAUGCUGAGUAUCGUGGUGGGAUUUGUACGCAUGGUUCUAGAUUUUACUUUUCUCGCACCUGCAUGUGGCAGUAACGAAGUGGACGCAAGACCGGAAAUCAUUUCCAAAGUGGAUUUUCUACACUUUGCAACACUUUUGGCUUUGUUUGCAACCAUUGCUAUGGUGGUCAUCAGUUUAUGUACUCAACCCCGUACGGAAAAGCAGCUUCAUCGAUUGACAUGGUGGACAAAGGAUGAUAAAGCAGAACCGGAACUGACUGACGACGAGGAUGAAGAAGUUCAUAUGUCAUUCCUUAAAAAAGGAAAAGAAUUUGAAACUAUGCAGAUACAGGAGAAUGGUCAAACAACUGAGAAUGAUGAAGCUGGAGAACAACGACUAAAGACUAAGUGUAGAAACUGGGUGUGUGGAAUCGAUGAGGAUGCAAAGCAGGCAAUGACAACACAAGAACUGAAAGAAAUCCGAAGAAAGAUGACGUCAUUAGAAGAGGACUCAAAGAUGAAGAUCAUUCUGAAUGCGUCUGCUAUUGUCAUCAUCAUCUUGACUAUUGUUUUACUAGUUUACUUUGGUUAGAAUUUACGAAACCACACAUUUGCGUUCCGUUUCGAAAUAAAAAAGAGAACUUUUCAAAGACUUAACUAAUGAAAUUAGAGAAAAUUGUUUUUUCACCUUUCGGAUGAGUAAAUUGAUCGAAAUCUUUUAUUGUGAUUAUUUAAAUAUCUAUACAUUUUUUACUUUUCUAAAAAAAAUGCCAGUACAGUGUAAAUAUCAACUGUGAUAGCAUAACCCGACUUGCCCUCGAAUGUUUAACAGUAAUUAUAGAACAAAUACAUGUACAUACUGACCAGAUUUGCACUAUUAGACUGUACCGCUUAUGGAAGCAGCAGCACACAUAAGAAGAACCUGUUCCAUUUUACAUUGACUUCACUAUUGAUACAGGCACGUAGCACGUUUUCUAGCAGCAACCAUUUUUCUUCAAAUUACAUAUGUUUGGAGUAUGUAAAUAAUUUAAAUGAAAAUAAGGAAACUAAGAGUGAAAUUAAAGUUAUAGAUACAUGUACAUAGAUAUACAUGUACUACAGUAAUAGAUAUACUACAGCCACACCCCCCCCCCUUCCCCCAGCGGAUUAGGAUUUUGAAGAUUUUGGAGAAAUUUUUAUCUCCCCCCCCCUUUUGGUGGCUUUUUUUUUGCUU